AGUUGUUCACAAAGCUCGAGCAGUUGCAAGAGACUCACGUCCGUCAGGGAAGUCAGUGGGAUUGAUGGCGGUAUUUAGAAUUGGAUUGCUGACGAUCCUCGCUGUGGUUCCUGGGAGUUCAGAAAUAAACUUGGCGAAUAGCCGCCCCUGGAAGCCAUCUCCGUUAACCAUCACCGGGGAGGGGCCGCGCCUAAUAGUCUCUGUUAGGACUCGGGAUAGAAAGUGAUUAGCUCGGUUUUCGGAGUUACAUUGAGUACAGUGAAAAAUGUUUGAUAACCAUGAUGUAAAAAUAGAUCAAAAUUAAGACAAAGUAUUAGUCUGAGCAGAAUCAAGUCCUUAUUUUAAAUGCUUUUAAAAAUUCAAAAACGGGUGCUGGGUUGAGUGGUCUGAAGGUUGUAAGAUUUAACAGUAAAAAUCUCAAGAUUAAAAAGAGGAGUCUGAAUUCCGGUCUAGUUGUGUGAUCCUGACAAAAUCACUAGUUCUGAGAGCCUUAUUCUGUAAAAUGGCUACGAUGAUAGUUACAGUGGUUUUCUGACAGUUCUAGUAAAUUCUGUAUUACGGUCAGAAUGUUUGGAUUUGUAAGUGGUUAUGGGGUUUUGUAGCACUUAAAUACUUAAAGUCACUAAGCCCUCCUCUCCUCCAUCCCCCACAGUUUAGUGACAAGAGGUCUGAUUUUAAAGUCAUCACAUUUUGCCUAUACCUAGUGUAUCUUCAUCUUUAGAUUCAGGGGUCAGAAAAAUUUCACCUUAAGUUCACCUUAAAUCUUCCACGAACUUUUGUAGAAUAGGAUUAACGUCUUACUCAUUUGUGAAAUGCUUAUUCCUGGAACCUGUACGGUGCUUGUCAUUUUUGUACUCUUAAGAUUGAUUUCUAAAGAUAUGGUUUUCAUCCAGCUUCAUCAACGCACAUAAAUUUUCUCCUUUUUGGACUCUUGUUUUAUAUCACAAUGCAACAAGCUUUAGAACUGGCUUUGGAUCGUGCAGAGUAUGUCAUUGAAAGUGCCCGGCAGAGACCUCCUAAAAGGAAAUACCUAUCUAGUGGAAGAAAAUCUAUAUUUCAAAAACUUUAUGACUUAUAUAUUGAAGAAUGUGAAAAAGAGCCUGAGGUUAAGCAGAAAUUAAGAAGAAAUGUGAACUUAUUAGAGAAGCUUGUUAUGCAAGAGACAUUGUCAUGUUUAGUCGUCAACCUGUACCCAGGAAAUGAGGGAUAUUCUCUGAUGCUCAGGGGAAAAAAUGGAUCAGAUUCUGAGACCAUUCGACUGCCUUAUGAAGAAGGAGAAUUGCUUGAAUACUUGGAUGCAGAAGAAUUACCUCCAAUUUUGGUUGAUCUCCUAGAAAAAUCUCAGGUUAAUAUUUUUCAUUGUGGAUGUGUCAUAGCAGAAAUACGUGACUAUAGGCAGUCCAGUAACAUGAAAUCUCCUGGUUACCAAAGUAGGCACAUUCUGUUACGUCCAACAAUGCAGACUUUAAUCUGUGAUGUACAUUCAAUAACAAGUGAUAACCAUAAGUGGACCCAGGAAGACAAACUUUUGCUUGAGAGCCAACUGAUUCUGGCUACAGCGGAACCACUGUGUCUUGAUCCUUCCAUAGCUGUAGCCUGCACUGCAAACAGACUGCUCUAUAACAGGCAAAAGAUGAACACGCGCCCGAUGAAACGAUGUUUCAAGAGAUAUUCCAGGUCCUCUCUGAAUCGGCAACAGGAUCUGUCCCAUUGUCCACCUCCUCCUCAGCUAAAAUUACUUGAUUUCUUACAAAAAAGAAAGGAAAGAAAAGCAGGUCAGCAUUAUGACCUCAAAAUUUCUAAAGCAGGAAAUUGUGUAGAUAUGUGGAAACGGAGUCCCUGUAAUUUGGCUGUACCUUCUGAGGUGGAUGUGGAAAAAUAUGCCAAAGUAGAAAAAUCUAUCAAGUCUGAUGACUCACAACCAACAGUCUGGCCAGCCCAUGAUGUAAAAGAUGAUUAUAUAUUUGAAUGUGAAGCUGGUUAUCAGUAUCAGAAAACAAAGCUGACCAUUUUGCAGUCACUUGGUGAUCCACUUUACUAUGGUAAAAUCCAGCCGUGUAAAGAAGACGAGGAGAGUGACAGUCCGAUGUCGCCAUCCCACUUCUCCACAGAUGAUCAUUCAAAUUGGUUUGUUAUUGGAUCAAAGACUGAUGCUGAGAGAGUAGUCAAUCAGUACCAGGAAUUGGUCCAGAAUGAAGCCAAAUGUCCAGUGAAGAUGUCGCAUAGCUCCAGUGGCUCAGCCAGCUUGAGUCAGCUUUCUCCAGGGAGAGAAACAGAACAGCCUGAGACCGUGUCAGUUCAGUCUUCAGUACUGGGGAAGGGAGUGAAACAUCGACCUCCACCCAUCAAACUUCCCUCAGCCUCAGGAAAUAGUUCCUCAGGUAACUAUUUUACACCACAACAGGCCAGCAGCUUUCUUAAAUCUCCAACUCCUCCUCCUGCUUCUAAGCCACCAAGUCUUUCUCGGAAGUCAUCCGUGGAUCUUAAUCAAGUUAGCAUGCUUUCUCCAGCUGCCCUAUCACCUGCCAGUUCAUCACAAAGAUCUGGAACUCCUAAGCCAUCUACUCCUACACCAACCCCUUCAUCGACCCCACACCCUCCUGAUGCUCAGAGCUCAACUCCUAUUACCCCUUCAGCUACCCCUACUCCCCAAGAUUCAGGCUUCACCCCUCAGCCCACUUUGUUAACUCAGUUUGCUCAGCAGCAAAAGUCUCUGAGCCAGGCAAUGCCUGUAACGACCAUUCCUCUUUCCACCAUGGUAACAUCUAUAACCACAGGAACCACAGCCACCCAGGUCAUGGCAAACUCUGCUGGACUUAACUUCAUCAAUGUAGUGGGCUCUGUUUGCGGAGCUCAAGCUCUGAUGAGUGGUUCAAACCCUAUGCUGGGCUGUAACACUGGUGCCGUAACUCCUGCAGGAAUAAACCUGAGUGGCCUUCUACCCUCAGGAGGUCUGCUACCAAAUGCAUUGCCGGGUGCAAUGCAGUCAGCCUCUCAAGCAGGUGUUCCAUUUGGUUUAAAAAAUACUUCAAGUCUCAGGCCCUUAAAUCUACUCCAGCUCCCAGGCGGCUCGCUCGUCUUUAAUGCUCUGCAGCAGCAGCAGCAGCUGUCCCAGUUUACUCAGCCGCCCCAGCAGCCCGCAACUUCUAGUCCCCAACAGCCUGGGGAGCAGGGUUCUGAACAAAGUUUGACCAGUCAGGAACAAGCCUUAUCUGCUCAACACGCUGCAGUUAUUAACCUUGCUGGAGUAGGAAGUUUUAUGCAUUCACAGGCAGCUGUGUUGUCUCAGCUUGGCUCUGCCGAGAACAGACCUGAGCAAAGCCUUCCUCAGCAGAGACUCCAGCUCUCCUCUGCCUUUCAACAGCAGCAGCAACAGAUCCAACAGUUACGAUUCUUGCAGCAUCAAAUGGCUAUGGCAGCAGCAGCAGCACAAACAGCUCAGCUACAUCGUCAUCGGCAUACAGGCAGCCAGUCAAAAAGUAAAAUGAAGAGAGGCACGCCAACCACUCCAAAAUUCUGAGUCUUGAAUAGUUUUUCUUUUCAAAAACAUAAGAGCAUUGAAUCAAAAGGAUUCGGAGUUUCUACUUCAUUUUUGUUUUUUAAAAAUGUGUCAGUAUUUUACAUUGCUAGAUAUACAAACUUUAUACAGAAGUUUGAUUUUUAAAUAAAAACAAAUAAUUUUUAAAUAAAAACAGGGAAAUGGUUUAACAAACCAUUAAGGUUGGUUUGCCUAAGUCAUUGUUUUUUAAAAAUGGUUUCACUGUACAUAAUACAGAAGUGACCUGAGAAAUACUAGAAACAUCUUUCAAAAAACUGUAGUUUGGUAUUUAUUUAGUAUAAAAGGUUUGUGCACAGUGUAACAAAUACAGUUUUUACAAAUCUGUUUUGAAAA
Molecule: messenger RNA, 3892 nt
Organism: Cervus elaphus (red deer)
Lineage: Eukaryota; Metazoa; Chordata; Mammalia; Artiodactyla; Cervidae
Gene: SUPT20H
Product: SPT20 homolog, SAGA complex component
Exons: 26
Coding region: 947-3520 (857 amino acids)
Biological process (GO): regulation of transcription by RNA polymerase II
Cellular component (GO): SAGA complex
Molecular function (GO): transcription coregulator activity
Source: RefSeq, a predicted model, not a curated record